Molecule: messenger RNA, 1029 nt
Organism: Alligator sinensis (Chinese alligator)
Lineage: Eukaryota; Metazoa; Chordata; Crocodylia; Alligatoridae
Gene: CALHM3
Product: calcium homeostasis modulator 3
Exons: 3
Coding region: 1-1029 (342 amino acids)
Molecular function (GO): monoatomic cation channel activity
Source: RefSeq, a predicted model, not a curated record
AUGGAUCGGUUCCGGAUGAUCUUCCAAUACUUCCAGUCUAACUCCGAGUCGGUGAUGAAUGGGAUCUGCGGGCUUCUCGCCCUGGCCAGCGUGAAGAUUUACACCUCCUUUGACUUCAACUGCCCCUGCCUGCCCAAGUACAACACGGCGUACGGGAUGGGGAUCAUGUUUGUGCCUCCCAUUGCCCUCUUUCUCUGCGGCCUCAUUGUCAACAGGCAGUCUGUGGUGAUGCUGGAGGAGUGGAAGAGACCGACGGGAGGAAGAAAGAAGGAUCUGGCCAUCAUCAGGUACAUGUGCUCCUCCAUCAUUCAGCGAGCCAUGGUUGCUCCCAUUGUCUGGAUCAUAGUCGCCCUCCUCGACGGCAAAUGCUUCAUCUGCGCUUUCAGUGGCUCCAUUGACCCCGAGAAGUUUGCAGGCUUUGCCAACCUUACCCAGAUGCAGACACAGCUCCUGCUCUCCAAAGUGCCCUGCAAAGAGGAUGAACUCAUGAGAAACAACACCUCCCGGAAGGCCGUCUCCAGGUACCUGAGAUGCUGGUCGCAAGCCCUGGGCUGGAGUAUCCUGCUGCUCCUUAUCGUGGUGGCUUUCCUGGCCCGCUGGCUCCGACCCUGCUUCAAUCAGGCUGCCUUUGUGCAGACGCGCUACUGGAGCAACUACAUCGACAUGGAGCAAAAGAUCUUUGAGGAGACCUGCUGCGAGCACGCCCGGGACUUCGCCAACAAGUGCAUCCUCCACUUCUUCGAGAGCAUGCGGACGGAGAUCAAGCUGCGGCGCUUCAACAUGCCUAGGAGGGAAGAAGAGGGCGAAGGGGAGGCAGAUCACCUGCAAGGGAUCACAGACCAGGAGCAGGUGAACAAGCUCCUAAAAACGUGGUACUCUGGCAAGCCGCCCUUAGACGUGAGCCAGACCACGCCGCGGCAGCCCUCGGGCAAGGAGAGAGCGUGCACAUCCGCGCCCUGGGGGGACACUGUAAAUAACAGGUGGGCAGCUGCCCAGAAGGCCAACGUCUCCAGGCAAACAGACGUUUAA